Molecule: messenger RNA, 2478 nt
Organism: Glycine soja
Lineage: Eukaryota; Viridiplantae; Streptophyta; Magnoliopsida; Fabales; Fabaceae
Product: serine/threonine-protein kinase STY46-like
Exons: 16
Coding region: 144-1862 (572 amino acids)
Biological process (GO): protein phosphorylation
Molecular function (GO): ATP binding; protein kinase activity
Source: RefSeq, a predicted model, not a curated record
AUUUGUGUUGUGUGCGUAGAUUACAACAAACCCAGCUCCACAUACUCUCUCCGUCCCUCACAAUAAAAGCACCACUAAACACUACGCGUUGUUGUUUCAUGUGAAAGCAAAGAGCGAAACGCAUCGCACUUUAUCGUCGUUCGAUGCUGACGGAGGGAAACAACAGCAGCUGCGGCAGCGGCAGCGGAGUGCAGCACCAUACGACGUCGUCCUCGUCCUCGCCGGCGCAGAGCCGGCUACAGCGGCAGAAGCUGGAAGUAUACAAUGAGAUUCUUCGCCGCUUGAAAGAUUCCGGCAACGAAGAAGCCAUGCAACCUGGCUUCCACGAUCAGCUUUGGGCUCACUUUAAUCGACUCCCUACGUGGUAUGCGCUGGAUGUGAAUGUGGAAAGAGCCGCAGAUGUUCUUAUGCACAAGAGAUUGCUGCAUUUGGCGCAUGAUCCUGCUAAUAGGCCUUCAAUUGAAGUUCGAUUAGUUCAGGUUCAUCCCACAUCCAAUGGAAACUCAGCUGACACUUUUGAAUCAGAUGAUCCUGGGAUAGAAUCUGGACAAAGUUCUUCAAAGUACUCAAGCAGACAGAGUAUACAUCCACCUCCUGCAUUUGGUUCUUCUCCUAAUCUUGAAGCACUGGCUCUUGAAGCAAAUAAUUCUGAAGACAUAGAAGAGGAACAAUCUGCACAUGCCAAUGUUCAAUAUUCACGGCAUAUGCAUGAAAUCACCAUCUCAACAGAUGACAAGCCCAAGCUUCUCAGUCAGUUAACUGCUUUGCUUUCUGAGAUUGGACUGAACAUCCAAGAAGCACAUGCCUUUUCUACAACUGAUGGUUUCUCAUUAGAUGUGUUUGUUGUUGAAGGAUGGCCCCAUGAGGAAACCGAAAAGCUUAAAGCUGCUUUGGAAAGAGGAGUCUUGAAGAAGAUUGAGAGGCAGGUGAAGUCUAGUCCACAAUCCGUAUCUUCUGUUGACAAGCCCGAUCAAGCAAAGAUGAAAAGCGAACUGGAUUAUUUGACAAUACCAACUGAUGGGACAGAUGUUUGGGAAAUAGAUCCUAAACAUUUGAAAUAUGGAACUCAAAUUGCAUCUGGGUCAUAUGGUGAACUAUUUAAAGGUGUAUAUUGUAGCCAGGAAGUGGCCAUCAAAGUUCUCAAGGCUGACCAUGUAAACUCAGAAUUGCAGAGAGAGUUCGCACAGGAAGUCUAUAUCAUGAGAAAGGUUCGACACAAGAAUGUUGUACAAUUCAUAGGAGCAUGUACCAAGCCCCCAGGCUUAUGCAUAGUAACAGAAUUUAUGUCUGGUGGAAGUGUGUACGACUACCUACAUAAGCAGAAGGGCUUUUUUAAAUUUCCUACCCUUCUCAAAGUAGCAAUUGAUGUUUCUAAAGGAAUGAACUACUUGCACCAACAUAAUAUAAUCCAUAGAGACUUGAAGGCUGCCAACCUUUUGAUGGAUGAAAAUUGUACUGUAAAGGUCGCUGAUUUUGGGGUUGCUAGAGUUAAAGCUCAAUCUGGUGUCAUGACUGCAGAAACUGGAACAUAUCGAUGGAUGGCUCCUGAGGUUAUAGAACACAAGCCGUAUGAUCACAAGGCUGAUGUAUUUAGUUUUGGAAUUGUUUUAUGGGAGUUGCUCACCGGAAAGCUUCCAUACGAAUAUUUAACCCCCCUACAGGCAGCUAUAGGAGUGGUUCAAAAGGGUUUACGACCCACCAUCCCCAAGAACACUCAUCCGAAGUAUGUUGAGCUUCUUGAGAGGUCUUGGCAGCAAGAUCCAACAUUGAGGCCCGAUUUCUCCGAAAUUAUCGAGAUCCUGCAGCAGUUAGCAAAGGAGGAGAAGGCUGGCAUGGUCGUAGAAACAAACAGGAGUGGAUGAGGGUUGGAAUUGAGGAGGACAAAAGACUAUGCGUUGGAUUGGGUCAGGAGGGAGAUGAAGGAGAGACCCAAGAGAGGGUGGGCUGAUUCUUGUUCUUCUCCUGGAUAUGCUAGAAACACUGGCGUUGUGCAAGUGCCAAAGGUGGAGGCUUGAUGAAAUCGAGGAAGAGGCUGGAGGCAAAGGUGUGGUGGAAGGGAAAAGUUUUGUGGGGAGCUUCUCAAGAAGAGUAAAAUGAAGGAUCCUUGUUUGCGGUGGGGAAUUAUGCUAGCAUAAAGACGAGAAUGUUGCUUAUAAAGCAACAACACCUUUCAUGUUUGAACUGUUGCAGUGUCACAGUUUUUGACCACGAUACGACUCUAACCCUGCACAUGUUGUACACUCUAUUAAAUGUCUAAUUAUUAUUUAUUUAUUUGGUUUUGAGUUUGGACACCAGAGAUUUGAACAUGACAAAGGUUACCCAAAGCAUCAGAGUGACGAGAAGGAAACUAAGAAGGAUAUUGCAGGAAAUUGUUAAAAGAGAUUUUAUGAUAAAUAAUAUCUCUAAAAAUUUGGUCUUUAACUGAGUUGAAUGGAGUUGUGAUUCAUGUAGUUGAAUUCACUUAACGGAACAAUCCGA